UUUCCCGCAGGGAUCCUCAACUUCUGCGCCAAUAACUACCUGGGGCUCUCUAGCCACCCUGAGGUGAUCCGUGCUGCUGUGGAGACCCUCGAGAAGUUCGGUGCUGGGCUCAGCUCUGUCCGCUUCAUCUGUGGUACUCAGAGCAUACACAAGGACCUGGAGGAGAAGAUUGCGCGUUUCCACCAGCGGGAAGACGCCAUUCUCUAUGCCAGCUGCUUUGAUGCCAACGCCGGUAUCUUUGAGGCCCUGCUGACCCCAGAGGAUGCGGUGCUGUCAGAUGAGCUGAACCAUGCCUCCAUCAUCGACGGGAUCCGCCUGUGCAAGGCUAACAAAUACCGCUACAAGCACAUGGACAUGCAGGACCUGGAGGCCAAGCUGCAGGAUGCGCAGAAACAUCGUCUGCGGCUGGUGGCCACCGAUGGUGCCUUCUCCAUGGACGGUGACAUCGCACCCCUGAGGGAGAUCUGCCAGCUGGCCCAGAAGUAUGAUGCUCUGGUCUUCAUCGAUGAAUGCCAUGCCACAGGCUUCCUGGGACCCAAUGGCCGGGGUACUGAUGAGCUGCUGGGAGUAAUGGACAAAGUCACCAUCAUCAACUCCACACUUGGAAAAGCUCUUGGAGGAGCCGCAGGCGGGUACACAACUGGCCCCAAACCCCUCAUCGAUUUGCUCCGCCAGCGUUCCCGCCCGUACCUCUUCUCCAACAGCCUUCCCCCUGCCGUGGUGGGCUGUGCUUCCAAGGCCCUGGACCUGCUCAUGGACAGCAAUGCCAUUGCACAGUCCAUGGCUGCCAAGACCCAACGGUUCAGAAGCAAGAUGACAGCAGCUGGCUUCACCAUCUCGGGGAAAGACCACCCCAUCUGUCCUGUCAUGCUUGGGGAUGCUCGGCUGGCCGCAGUGAUGGCUGAGGACAUGCUAAACAGAGGCAUUUAUGUCAUUGGCUUCAGUUACCCCGUGGUCCCCAAGGGAAAGGCUCGUAUCCGGGUCCAGAUCUCAGCUGUGCACAGUGACGAGGACAUUGACCGCUGUGUGGAAGCCUUCACCGAGGUUGGACGGAAACAUGGAGCGCUGCCUUAAGGGGCCAGCGAAGACCUCCACUGGCACACUCCCUGCCCAUGACCAAGUGCCUGUGCCAGGGGAACAGGCUUGAGCCACACGCUGCCGAAAGCAGGAUGAGUCCUCAAGGUGUUGCAGGCUGCGGGAGGCUGUGGCUGUUGCAGCGUGCUGGCAGCAGCACUGGUAACCAGCUCUUGUAUCAUUAAAGGUGUCCUGCAGUGCA
Messenger RNA from Antrostomus carolinensis (chuck-will's-widow), 1276 nucleotides. RefSeq names its product glycine C-acetyltransferase (gene GCAT). Gene Ontology annotation, molecular function: pyridoxal phosphate binding; glycine C-acetyltransferase activity. Lineage: Eukaryota; Metazoa; Chordata; Aves; Caprimulgiformes; Caprimulgidae. Gene Ontology annotation, cellular component: mitochondrion. The annotation marks the transcript as partial. Gene Ontology annotation, biological process: L-threonine catabolic process; biosynthetic process. The transcript has 8 exons. The record is from RefSeq and is a predicted model, not a curated record.